CCCAAUCAGAGACGAGAUAGGUGGCGCUGAACUAACGACGCGAGGCACCCCAAGCUAGCUAGCUCUGGGAACAUUGCUUCGAGCUCCAUACAUUUUCUUUUGGAUCUCUACGUCUGCAGUUUGGUUGUGUACAGGUUCAAAAAUUAUUUCAAAAUUUUCGCCAUCAGGAAAAAAAAUAAAAUGUCGGACAAGCCGAAACGUCCCAUGUCAGCAUAUAUGCUGUGGCUGAACAGUGCAAGGGAACAGAUCAAAUCCGAACACCCGGGCCUUAAAGUAACUGAAAUCGCCAAAAAAGGUGGUGAAAUGUGGAGGGCUAUGAAAGAUAAGAGUGUUUGGGAAGAAAAGGCAGCUCAAGCAAAAGAGCAGUACACAAAAGACUUAGAAUCAUUUAAUGCAAACGGAGGUGGUGGCGGUGAGGGUGGUGGCAAGAAGGCACCGAAGAGAGGGAAGAAGGCGAAGAAACCAUCCCCUGCUAAGUCCAAAAAGAAGAAGGAGGAGUCUGAUGAUGAUGGUGGUGAAGACGAGGAAGAAGAUGAAGAAAGCGAAUGAUCUCCUUAAACAGCAUUUCUGUUCAUAUUGAAUAAUUUACUCGGACUUAAUUUAUUUCAUAAUGAUGCACUGGCUUUUCAAAGUCUGUAUUACAUUCAGUUUUUUUGAUAUUCUUUUUGUAGAGAUUUUUUUCAAUAUUACAAUUAUUUUCGUGUAAAAUAAUUUGUCUAUUGAAAUUAUUGAUUGACAUAAUAUGUUAUAGCUACUUUAAUUACAUUAUUUUUAAUAUUGAUAGUAAUAGGUUAAGAUUGCAGAGUUUGGAAAGGAUCAGCGCAGGCUAAGCUCUAGUGUUCUAAGCCGCAAAAAAAAAUAAUGUUUAAGUGUUAGCUGUAUCGCUGGGGAAUUGUACAGUUAGCCCUCCCUUGUUAAGUUCGCUGUGACUGGAUGCUCACCCUUACAUAUACAGUUGGAUGGUUUUAUCAAAACUUUUGACUUUUCUACCUGUAACUAUGUAGCAACAGCUUAUAUGCUUUGCCAAUUAGUUAUGCCAUAAUUUAUAUCUAACUGAAUGUUUCCGAAGGCAAUUGUUUUGGUGAAACUAUAGUAGUCAAUAUGUAAAAUUACGAGACAAAGUCAUGUACCAACAUCUUGCUUUUUAAAACCUACCUCUCAUUGUAAAUUUCAAUACUUAAUGGUACCAAACAUAAGCUAAGUGUAGCUCGACAAUUGUUUUCGAGUUAAAUAAUGUUAGGAAAUUGAUGUGUAUGUUGUAUUUUUAGUUAGUAAGGUAGGUUUCAAUGUGAUUAGUCUCUCAAAUUUUACAUUGUUUUGAUUUGUAAAUGAGAUAGCAUUCCUCAUGUCAAUAUGGAUUUUACAUGUUCAAUAAAGUAAUUUCAUAUAAAUAUUA
This is a messenger RNA of Leptidea sinapis, 1396 nucleotides long. Its product is annotated as high mobility group protein D-like. NCBI's taxonomy places the organism in Eukaryota, Metazoa, Arthropoda, Insecta, Lepidoptera, Pieridae. Gene Ontology annotation, molecular function: transcription cis-regulatory region binding. The record is from RefSeq and is a predicted model, not a curated record. The transcript is spliced from 4 exons. Bases 181 to 549 code for a protein of 122 amino acids.